AUGAUCAAUUUGUCAGGCAUUUUAGUUAGUCUACUUAAGCGAGAGCGAGAACGUACGUUUUGUGGCCAACACAAUCAACAACCUUCUAUUGAACGGCCGAAAGAUCACCAUCUGUCUACACGAAUCCGUACUCCAGAUGAUCUAGCUCAGCCAAAACACCUCGAUCAAAUGGCCAGCGCUGAUCUAAUUGAUACAUUUAAGGAAAGCAUUAAAGUUGGCAACGGUUGUGCUAAAAGUGCCUCUGAGGCCAGGCUAAAUGGUCAUCAGUCUAGUCCUCGAGAGCCAAAUCAAAUGAUAAAAUCAGCUGAAACGGUCACGCUUACUCGAAACGGGCAUGCCACAGUCAAGGAUGAGUCUGCAGCCUCUCUUUGCGAUCUGACGGUAGAGGGUGUAGCCGAUUGGUUGGAGAAACAUGCAAAGCAGAGAAUACGUAAGUUUAACUAG
Molecule: messenger RNA, 444 nt
Organism: Protopolystoma xenopodis
Lineage: Eukaryota; Metazoa; Platyhelminthes; Monogenea; Polystomatidea; Polystomatidae
Source: the annotation of a GenBank genome assembly